Exophiala dermatitidis NIH/UT8656 is the source of this 2961-nucleotide messenger RNA. Its product is annotated as autophagy-like protein 7. The record is from RefSeq and is a predicted model, not a curated record. Gene Ontology annotation, cellular component: phagophore assembly site; cytoplasm. The coding region runs from base 376 to 2673 and encodes 765 amino acids. The transcript has a single exon. Gene Ontology annotation, biological process: piecemeal microautophagy of the nucleus; protein modification by small protein conjugation; cellular response to nitrogen starvation. Gene Ontology annotation, molecular function: Atg8 activating enzyme activity; Atg12 activating enzyme activity. NCBI's taxonomy places the organism in Eukaryota, Fungi, Ascomycota, Eurotiomycetes, Chaetothyriales, Herpotrichiellaceae.
CUGGCCCUGCUUUGCUUUGCUUCCACAUUCUUACCCCAGCAUAACAUCAUACCUGCAUUUCGCCCAUCGGAUGACCUGGAGAUCGGACAACUGACUAAUUAAGAGAUUACUCUUGGGUGGCAGCCUGUUAGGAACCUUCAGAUUUCACGUCUCAGCCUCUAUCAACGACCUUUCAUUUGGAACCCUCGCCCAGUUUCCAGUUUCCCAGGAACUCGCACUUUCAUGAUCCUUGAUAGACCCUGCAUCAACACCACCAUACUGUACUAUACCCCCGCCAAUCCAAUCCCUUCUCCCCGGCAAGACGGGACUUUGUUUGAUUCCACUGCCAGUGGCAUCCAGUUCUAGUAAUCUCUGAUGAUUUAGAGAGUGCUCACCAUGCAGUACGUCCCAUUCGCGUCGGACAUCGAAAUCCCCUUUUACGCAGCAUUGGCAUCGCACAAGAUCAACCAUGACAAACUGGACGAUUCCGCCCGCAAACUAUUGGGUCUAUACGAAAUCCGGCCAGGAGACGCCAAAGAGCAUUCCUGUCGGAUGCAAAUCCGGGCCAACGCGCUGACCAGCGACGAAGUCCCCGCUGGCUGCUACCGCGCCGAGGGCAUGAUCAAGAACUUCAACACCAUUGAAGACUACCGCAACAGCGACAAGCUGGCCAUGAUCCAACAGGCCGGCAAGACCAUCUGGGAAGCCAUCAACGACGGGACCAUCUACUCAUGUCCUUCGUUACUAGUGUCAUUUCUCGUCCUGUCCUAUGCCGACCUCAAAAAGUACAAAUUCUACUACUGGUUUGCAUUCCCGGCCCUGGUCAUGGACCCACCAUGGGCACCGGUCGGUGACCCAGAAACGUCCACGACGGCGGGAGGAGUGCCACACAAAAAGUUAAACUCGAUCGAGAGCACCACCCUCGUCGACGCCGUCAUGACCUGGAAAUACGGCGUCGACCCCAGACAACAUGGCUUCUUCCUGGCCAAAAAGGUGCGGGCCAACAGCCAGCAAAAUCCGUUCGACGAAGACGAAUCCGGUCCGACCACGCCACGGUCGCCUCUCACCCCAACGGCAGGCCUCGCAUUCGACUGGCAGGUCUCUGCUCUAGCAAGCUACGAAGCGGGUUUCUUCGACGGCAUCGAUCCCGAAGAUCGCUUUGUUUGUUUCGCCGAUCCAUCCAACUAUGGAGAACCGGGUCCCGUCGCGCCAGGCUGGAUGCUGCGGAAUUUGCUAGUCUUGGUCCGCCAGCGAUGGAACCUUCGGAGGGUUCAGAUCCUGUGCUACCGCGAGACGCAAAUGCGAAGAGACGCCGCGCGCAGUGUCAUCUUUGACAUGCAAGUGCCACUAUCAAAACAAGAACAAGAACAGCAACAACAAGCUCAACCAACAGACCAGCAACAACAACAACAGCCAGAUGCCGUCCCCAAAAUGCCCAAAGUCGUAGGCUGGGAACGCAACGCGGCCAACAAACUAGCGGGCCGCAUGGCCGAUUUGACAGAAUACAUGGACCCGAAGAAGCUGGCCGACUCGAGCGUGGAUCUGAACCUGAAACUGAUGAAGUGGCGCAUCAGCCCGAAUUUAGAUCUCGAGCGCAUCAAGGAAACGAAAUGUCUGCUCUUGGGGGCCGGGACGCUGGGCAGCUAUGUCUCGCGCAACCUGCUGGGCUGGGGCGUGCGCAAAAUCACUUUUGUGGAUAAUGGAUCUGUUUCCUUUUCCAAUCCUGUGCGUCAGCCUCUGUUUACUUUUAACGACUGUCUCGAGGGCGGUAAGAAGAAGGCCCUGGCGGCCGCAGAUGCCCUGCGCCAGAUCUAUCCUGGCGUCGAGGCCGAGGGUCAUGUCAUCUCCGUGCCUAUGGCUGGUCAUCCUGUCACGGACGCGGCAAAGACCAAGGAAGACUACGAGACACUAAAACGGCUGGUUGACGAUCACGACGUCAUUUUCUUGCUUAUGGAUACUCGUGAGGCUAGGUGGCUGCCUACGGUCAUGGGCAAGGCUGCGGGCAAAGUGGUCAUGAACGCCGCUCUGGGAUUUGAUACCUAUGUUGUUAUGAGACAUGGGGUCAAGCCGCAACAACAAAUACCACCACGGGCACGCCAUGAAAAUAACAAUGAAAACGACAGUAUCAGUAGCAGCGCCAACAGCGAUAGCCGGAGAAAUGAGGGCAAAAAGAAGAAGCAACAACAACAGGACGAAUUGGGAUGUUAUUUCUGCAACGACGUCGUCGCACCCGCCGACUCCAUGAAAGACCUAACGCUCGACCAACAAUGCACAGUGACGAGACCCGGCAUCGCCGCCAUCGCGUCCGCCUUGCUCGUCGAGCUCCUCAUCUCGGUCCUCCAACAUCCACUGGGCGCUGCAGCCCCGGCGUCCACAUCUCCGUCCGAGGACAGGGGCGACCAUCCACUCGGAUUGGUACCACACCAAAUCCGCGGGUUCCUGUCCAACUUUACCAACAUCAAUAUCGCCGGCAAAGCAUAUGACUGCUGCAGUGCUUGUUCGGAUAAAGUGUUGACCGCGUACGAGAGUGAUGGCUGGGAGUUUGUCCAGAAGGCGCUGAAUGACAAGGACUAUGUUGAGGAAUUGAGCGGGUUGAAGGAGGUCCAGCGCGCGGCUGAGGCGGCGGCUGCCGAUAUAGAGUUCAGCGAGGAUGAGAUGGCUGAGGACGAUGACGACGAGGGCGAAUUGGUAUGAUUUGAUUUGUUGAACGGGAUCUUCGGCCAGCCAGGCCUUUCGACGUCCGAUUCGAUUCGCGCUGAUCAAGUGGGAUAGGAUGAUGGUGAGAGCUGCCGCGAUAGGCUGUUGUGUUCUGGUCUCGGGCCACCCUAUACCAAGGGCCAGAAGAGGUUGGAUAGAGUGUACACGAGGUAUAUGUCGCGACAUCUGUAUAAAAUAUCCAGCGAAGUGUAUUGUCCUCUCCGGCAUGCCUUGCCUUCCUAGCAAACAAUGCUACUGAAGAAGACUCAAAUUGAGCCGGUCUCC